This is a messenger RNA of Uranotaenia lowii, 2398 nucleotides long. RefSeq lists its product as uncharacterized. Gene Ontology annotation, cellular component: proton-transporting V-type ATPase complex. The record is from RefSeq and is a predicted model, not a curated record. The transcript has 4 exons. Lineage: Eukaryota; Metazoa; Arthropoda; Insecta; Diptera; Culicidae. Bases 118 to 1275 code for a protein of 385 amino acids.
CGUUUACUGUCAUCUGACAGUAGCGAAGCUGAAAAAUUUUCCGUAAUCCUUCUUGCAAGGUAAAAGUGAUUCAGGAUUUUUUCGGAUUUUAGUGGUAUCUUUUCAACGUUUGGAACCAUGAUUCCAACACUUAGAACCGCGCUACUCCUGUGUGCGAUAUUCGGCGGAACUUUAGCGCACUAUGGUGGCCCAUUCCUGCUGUGGGGAGUCAACGAUUUGAAGGACGUCGAAGUUUCGGCACUAGAGGGAAUGGACGAUAAGUUUCUAAGGGAUUUGUACUCGAAUUCGGCGGCCGUGGUGCUAUUCCUACGGAACGGAACCACCCGGCUGAGCGACGAUACCUUCCCGGGCUUCCGGCGCAUUUUGGAAAAGCACGAGUUCGCCUACAGUCCGCAGCACGAGCUGCUUUCGAACCCACUCGAUUACAACGUUAACGCUGAGAUCAUCAACCUGGUCGGAUCGCCGGCUCAGCAGGACGUCGAACUGUCGGCGCUUUAUCGCGAUUCCGUUGCCAACUACGGUGAACGCAAGGUUCUGGGCAUUUUGGCCAACCGCUGGGACGACUCCUACACCCACGCCUACUACCAUGGACUGCACAAGCGAGAAGCCAAGGACGAUGCGACUUCAACCACACCGGCCGGGCCGACAGACGAACCGGAAAUCGAUGACGCCCUGUACAACGUGCCGGGCAAGGCGCUGAUCUACGUCACAUCCGCCCCCGUUUUGACCAUUAACAGCACCGACGAUGAGUACGUGCUCAGCAAACACACGGUCGCCACGUACGAUGCGCGGGAACGGGAGAGCAAGAUGAUAGUGAUUUUCAAAGUCGAGGAUACCAAUAAGCUCACGUUGCGGUUCCGCUUCGAGAUGGAUUCCGGCUACUGGUCCAUGCCGAAGGUGGACGUCUUUCUGAUCGAUACCAAGAGCAAGGACGGCAAAACCAUCGAUACCACGCUCGAAAUCGAUCGGGACGUUCCGUAUGCACCGAUCGGGUCCUCCUAUUCCUGCUCCAAGCAGCUGGUGUUCCGGAACGGAUCCACGGUUCUCACGCUGGAGAAUAUUCAGGUCCAGCCGGCGAUGGAGGGCAGCACCCAGUUCGGCAGCGCCUGGGACUGCAUCGGAUUCACCACCGCGGCCAUCUGGUCCGGCAUAUUCGUGACCUCGAUCAUGGGCAUCGGACUGUCGCUGGCCAUUUGUGCCAUUCUGGAUAUCAAACCGCCGAAUCGGUUCGAGUCGCGCACCGGCAAGCAGCUCUCCUUCACCGUUCAGGAAUAAAUUUACACCACCACGAAUGGGGGUGGUAUAGUCGGGUGAUCCUUCGAAACAAAAUGUCUCUCGUUCAUUUUUAGGUUGUUGCAAAAACAGCUGAGGUUACUGAAAAUUCAAUACUAGUCGCUUUCAAUCUAUUUUCGUUGAAAAAAAGAGACAGAUAUUAUACACAAAUGACAAAACUUGAUAGUAUUAAUCAAUCAGAGUAUUAGGAGAAACUUAUUCACCUCGGCCUCAAAAUUCUAAGAAAAAAAUAAACAAAACCAUUGCUUUCAACAUUCCUCGUGAAAAGAUUAAAGACAGGUUUUCACUCAGUUGCAUUACGUUGUUGCGUUUAGGCAAACGCCCAAAGCUUCGAGACCCAAAUUUUGACUCAAAUCAAAUCUAAACGUCAUCGUCGUCGCGCGGCAGUAACCGCCAAAAAUUGGACUUUAAAACAGACAACGGGGAGAUGGGCUCAUUUGCAUCGCCGAAUAAAACUCAAAAAUUAUCUCUCCCAGAAAAAAACGCAUAAAACCGAUGCAUAUUAAAUGUUGAAGACAAACUCUAGGCGCUCGCGGUUCAAGCAUCGUUUUCGUUUUCAAAAUGGAAGCGCAAGAAACAUCCAACCCGUCUUCGGCAAGAGCUGGGAGAAGCGGUAAAAGUAGACAAAAUAAGACAGCAGUUUAAUCAUGAUUUUACAUCACACUUGACUCUACUCUACUGACUGACUAACAGACAGAAAACCAGAGUCCCAUUUGUAGGGGUUCAUUUGUUUGCCGGCACGUUGUGCUAAAAUUUUGAUUUUAUUUUCUCAUUUAGACAAAGGUUUACACGACAAAAAACUAUGUCAGCAUGGAAGUAAAACCCCUCAAAUUUCUCACAUAAACCGCAAAUCGAUAAUUAAAGUAAACGUUUUAUUGACACUCGGUUGGAUGCGGUUCAGCCUGAAAAUUUUACUGAGCGUUUCGUAAUCGUUUUCAUUAAUUUGGGGCUCGCCCGGGCGCAAAAGACUUACAAGCAUUACUGAAUAUUACACCUAUAUCUACAUGUGAAGCAAAUGAAAAUGUCGUUGUAAAUUACUGAAUGUAUUGAUGCACUCUGUCCCGUAGUUAAGUGAUAAAUAAAUGAAAAAACUACCAAUCCAAAA